Nothoprocta perdicaria is the source of this 1690-nucleotide messenger RNA. It is a transcript of the gene SUMF1, whose product is annotated as sulfatase modifying factor 1. Lineage: Eukaryota; Metazoa; Chordata; Aves; Tinamiformes; Tinamidae. Gene Ontology annotation, cellular component: endoplasmic reticulum. The transcript is spliced from 10 exons. The record is from RefSeq and is a predicted model, not a curated record.
GCGCCGGCGGAUGGUCGCUAUUCCAGGAGGGAUGUUCACAAUGGGCACUGAUGAGCCCAAAAUACCGCAGGAUGGAGAAGGGCCUGCUAGAAGGGUCCACAUUAACACUUUCUACAUGGAUCAGUACGAGGUCAGCAAUGAGGACUUUGAGAUAUUUGUGAAUUCAACGGGGUAUGUUACAGAGGCAGAAAAAUUUGGUGAUUCAUUUGUGUUUGAGGGCAUGCUGAGUGAAGAAGUGAAGUCAGAAAUCCACCAGGCAGUUGCAGCUGCUCCCUGGUGGCUACCUGUGAAAGGAGCCAAUUGGAGACACCCGGAAGGGCCUGACUCUAACAUCUUAAAGAGAAUGGAUCACCCAGUUCUUCAUGUUUCUUGGAAUGAUGCUCUAGCUUUUUGCACUUGGGCAGGAAAACGGUUACCGACUGAGGCUGAAUGGGAAUACAGCUGUCGAGGGGGCCUUGAGAAUAGGCUUUUCCCGUGGGGUAACAAGCUUCAGCCGAAAGGUCAGCAUUAUGUCAACAUCUGGCAGGGAGUGUUCCCAACCAACAACACUGCUGAGGAUGGAUAUAAAGGAACUGCACCUGUCACUGCGUUUCCUCCCAAUGGAUAUGGCUUGUACAACAUUGUAGGAAAUGCCUGGGAAUGGACAUCGGACUGGUGGGUUAUUCAUCAUUCAGCAGAUGAAGCUCGCAAUCCUCGUAUUAUCCGGUGCUUCACAGAAACAAAACACGACGUGCUCUUGACAGAGAGGGCCCUCGUCGGGGACGGACAAAGUGAAGAAGGGUGGAUCCUACAUGUGCCAUAAGUCUUAUUGCUAUAGGUAUCGCUGUGCAGCCCGCAGCCAAAACACUCCCGACAGCUCUGCCUCCAACCUGGGUUUCCGCUGUGCCGCGGACACGUAGCCGGGCCCGCAGCACCCGGACAUCCCGGACGGACGGAGGGUGCACAAGGAGGAGCUGCCCCUGCCCUGAGAGAGAAGGGGAAAAGCCGAAUGCUCCAAGCAACUGCGGGGUGGAACUCUGAAACAAAUCAAUAUUACUUGAAGAAACUUGAUGUAUUUAUUUUUGGGGAAUUGGGCUUGGGUUCUUAUCUCCAUGGAACUUCUUAUCAGUGAAUACUGUUGGUUUCAGCAGGACUGUUCUGGAAUUACACUAGCUCAAAAUAGGAGAAAUAAGCUUCUAGGCAGCUUUAAAAGACACUUAAAGCACAGUUACUGCCUUGGUAGCCUCCUAGGAGGUGUAAUUAUCCACUGUAAGAAGAGGUCUGUCUUCCAGUGUUCACAACUACCAAGACAUGAGCAGUGUAGAAACUUGUAUUACAUUCUGCUGCAGUGAGAAUCUUAUCCAGAAAUCUAUGUUUUUUGGUGAGCAACUUGCUUUUUCAAAGUGCCUUCUGCAACUGAGGGAUGGUAAUGUUGUACCAAGCAUUUAUCAAGCAUUUAUUAAUGCUGGAGACCUUGCUGGACAAGACACCUCCUCCAAAUUUCUCUUUGAAACUGUACAUUUAUUUUGGACUGGAAACAAUCACUAAUAUGACCUCACUAGAAAUUAGGGCUAACUCAUGGCUCUACUUGAAUGGAGGACUGUAAAAAUAGAAAGAUAGGAAAUGUAGCUAAUUGUGUACAUGAAAAAUGUGCUGUAUAUUAAUAGAAUAGUUGCAUUAUUGCACCUAACUCUUGCAGUAUUGCUUUUUC